AUGAGAUCUAUUCUCAUUCUAUUCGUCUUUACAUUGAGCUUGUCGAUUUCUUCGACAGAGCCUGUCACAAACGAAUUUGUCAUUCUUCUCAUCACUCAACCUCAUAUCUAUAUUCUUAGCCAAGUUCAUAAUGCUUCACAAUUUAUCCCGCCGCACAUUCCUCUUCUUUAUACACACUCAUAUGCAUCAUCCAUAUCGAAUUGGUAUGCAAUUUAUCCAUUAUUUUCAUCAAUUUUACAGCAAUAUUAUCAAUUGAAAUGGCUUUUCAUCUGUGAACCUCAAACACGCUUUAAUCUAUCUGAACUUCUUGCAUUUGCAAAGCAAACCAAUGAUUCUUAUAUUGGUUAUGGUUUAUACGAUUCCGAGCCAAGUAUCAUUCAUCAUUAUUCAUUUUCAUUCGAUACUCCUUAUCCAGAUUUCUCCUCCGGUGCUUUAUUAUCACGCAGUGUCUUAUCGCUGUUUCAAGAGCGAUUCACAUCUUCUGCAAUACCAAUCGAUUUUAUCAUUGAUAUUAAAUAUGAAUUCAAUCAAUUGAUUAACCAACUAACAAAUACGACAUUAGCCGAUCGGCGCGAUCUGUUCUGUAUUAAGCACAAAACGAAUUGCUUAACAUGGUAUGAUGGUCAAUAUGAUUAUUCAUGUCAACGAAAUGACGUACAUCUAGAUAAUAUCUACAUAGGAAUAAAAACAUUUGCUGAUUUUCAUCAAACUCGAGUCGCUCUUCUAAGGAAAACUUGGUUAGAUAAUAAAUUGCAUUACAACUUAUUUACGAACGAAUUGGACAAGGAUACUGACGAUCGUUUUAUUGCAAUAAAUGAGAACACUGAACGUGGCCAUUGUCAUAAAACAUUUACAAUCCUGAAUUACUUCUACAAAAACAAAGGAAAUUUCAAAUAUUUAAUCAUCGCCGAUGACGAUACACUUCUCUCUAUACAAAGAGUUCUUCAUGUGAUUGAAUGUUUUAUGCUGUCCAAUGAUCUUCCUAUUGUGUUAGGCGAAAGGUAUGGUUACGGAGCCUAUUAUGCUUAUCCAACUGGUGGUUCUGGAAUGAUAUUUAAUCGUCAGGCCGUUCAACAAAUCGUAUCCAAUUGUCGAUGUCCAUCACCUGAUACACCUGACGAUAUGUUUCUAGGCCUAUGUUUGCAUGAGAUUGAUGUGCCUUUGACACAUAUACCUGAAUUACACCAAGCACAACCAAAAGCGUAUCCGAAGGAUUGGCUUGCACAUCAAAAACCGAUUAGUUUCCAUAAGCUCGAAGGUAUCAACGUUGAAGAGAUCUAUCAGAGCUAUUUACAUGAAAAUAUAUCCGAACCAACAUCACCCUAUCAUAUAAAAAACGAGUUUUGA
This is a messenger RNA of Adineta ricciae, 1347 nucleotides long. NCBI's taxonomy places the organism in Eukaryota, Metazoa, Rotifera, Eurotatoria, Adinetida, Adinetidae. The record is from the annotation of a GenBank genome assembly.